Messenger RNA from Phycodurus eques (leafy seadragon), 4816 nucleotides. Its product is annotated as zinc finger protein OZF-like. Gene Ontology annotation, molecular function: RNA polymerase II cis-regulatory region sequence-specific DNA binding; telomeric repeat DNA binding; DNA-binding transcription activator activity, RNA polymerase II-specific. Gene Ontology annotation, biological process: regulation of telomere maintenance via telomere lengthening; regulation of transcription by RNA polymerase II; telomere capping. The coding region runs from base 1163 to 2935 and encodes 590 amino acids. NCBI's taxonomy places the organism in Eukaryota, Metazoa, Chordata, Actinopteri, Syngnathiformes, Syngnathidae. The record is from RefSeq and is a predicted model, not a curated record. Gene Ontology annotation, cellular component: nucleus; shelterin complex. The transcript is spliced from 6 exons.
CAAUAUCGUCGGACGAAUGAACGUCGUCAAUAGAACGUUGAGUAGCUAGUUUCAUGGUUUUGGGAUUUGUUUAUACUGUACAGUAAGUACAGAAGUAUUUUAGCUAACGGUAACAAUAUGCUUUGAAAUACUGACAUUUUUAAUAACUGACGUGUGGAGUUGAAGGAAGAAGCUACUUUUUUUUUGGAGGGGGGGUGACAUUUACGGACUGAACUCGAAGUGAAAUAAAAUGAAUACAGGUGUGCAACUUCCUGUCUCUGCUUUGCGCCUCCUGGUGUCACCAAUUCAACUCGUAUCUGCAGCAAUCUGGCAGACCAUAGAGCAACGAGUUGUGGCUGAUUAUGGGAUGCUCGAGGAUUUUGUUUCCAUGGUUACAGAGCUUGUUCCAGAGCUGCUUACAAACAGUCAGCGGACGCAACUCAUCCUGGGCCUCAGAGCACAGCAAAUCCUGGAGUUAUGUCAGUUGGAAGAAAAGGCUAAUUUCAAUGUUAUGGAGCAACACCUGGACAGGAUGAACAUCCUUGUCAAGACCUCUUCUGCAAAUGGCCAUGAUGAUCCAUGCUCAACUUUUGUGGAUUUUGUGAAACACUUGCUCAACAAUCCUGCUGAGAGGAAAAACUUUUUUCUUAAUGUUUUUCCCAAGGAGUUUGGCCCAUCAUAUAACAAGACUCUUCAGUGCCUAAUGGAGCUCUUUCUGUCUAGACUUCAGGCAUUUCUUCCUGGGAAAACCUUCCAACAGGUUGCCUCCACUUGUGGUGAGGUGUCCUCUGUUCUGGGAGACUGCUUGAAGUCCAUAUGUAGCUGUGAUGAGCUUAGAACUCUGCUUCAGUAUCACAAGAACCACAGCCAACUAGGACACAGUGGGAAGUCUUUUUCAAUUAUUUAAAACUGUAAAUAAAAAAAAUAAAAAAACAUAAUUAGACCUUUUGUUUUUCAAAUUUUGCAAUCUGAUUUGCCAAUUGAUUGGCUUCUCCCACCUACUGUUUAAGUUACCAUAUUUGGUUUCUUGUCUUUGUAAAGGGCUACUAAUGUACAUCUUAGACUUAGUAAGCCAGGUAUUUUGUGUAGUCAUUGGAUGGUGAACUACUAUUUGAGUAAGUAAUUAAUUAAGCACCAAACCUUUUGUCACUUUACAGAUAUUUCCUCGGAUGGCGCCUACAUCAUGUCUGCUCUCAAGUGUGCUGCAGUAAAAGAUCAUUGCUUGCAGGAGACCUAUGCUUGCAAAUCUUCUCGACAUAGAGAAUCUAAAACAACCAAAAGGGAUCAGCUCAGGAUAGAGAUUGAUGAAGCUCAUGAAACGGUAGAAUGUGAUUCAGACGAAAUCACCAACAGUAAAGAAAAUGUCAAAAGUCAAAUUAAUGAUGUCUCUUGUCCUCAAAUGGAUAGCUGUGUUCAAGGGAAACCACUUGCGGGGUCAUUGCAGUUUCGACCUGUGCGUCUGAACCGAGGACUAAAGAGGAAAAUGAUUUUGGUGGAAGAGAAAAAAGGACUUGAUGGUAAAGAGGAUCUCCCUAUUCACAAAGCUGUUUCCAGUCAAAUAAAAGCAUCUGUGAUGAGACCUUCCGAUUACUCUGACAAUGAGGACAAUGGAAGCGAAUAUUCCUCCUGGUCUUUCUAUUCAGAUGAGGACUCUCAGAGUAAUCAAAGUUCAUGGUCUGACUACUCUGGUGACGAUGUGACUCCUGUCAUUUCAUCUCCCGACUUCUUAAAUGAGGUCACAAAUGAAGACAAAUCUUCAGCAGCUACCAGCACAAAGCGAAUCGCCAGCCAAAACAAAGUUCCUCAAAAAAAGUCUUGUCAAGUCAAGUGCUUCAUCUGCAAUGAGCAAGUGAGCAUCAAUCUGAAAACUCACAUAAGAACUCACUUCCCAGACGGUCAGUAUACCUGCCUACAAUGCAAUACCAGGUUUAAACUAUUCUCAUCCCUGAAGACGCAUUUAGUAAGAAAAUGUUACGACUAUGCUCAGCACCCGGUAGAUCUUAGGCCGGGCCAUGAUCUUUAUAAAUGUGACCGUUGCGAGAAGGCCUUCAGGUACAACCAGUCACUGGAAGCCCACAAACGGACCCACAACGAACUCUACUGCAGCGUGUGCAGGAAAGUCUUAAAAGAUGCAACUACAUUAGAAAGGCAUAAGGCCUCCCACACUGGGUUUCAGUGUACUCGAUGUGAAGAGUCCUUCACUCUUUUUAAGCCCUUGCGCAGACAUUAUCAACAUUUCCACAAAAUUAGCAAACCCUUUAAAUGUAAUAACUGCCCCAAAACAUUCUCCAGGCUUGAGUAUUUAAUCAGACACGAAUGGAGGGACACUGGUCAUCUGCCAUUCCAGUGCAAUGUUUGUGCUUUAAGAUUUAGAGGUGACUACGAUCUUAUGUCGCAUCAAAGGGUUCACACAAAGGAAAAACCCUAUCUCUGUGGAGAGUGUGGGAAAACCUUCUCCCAGAAGCCCAAUCUGCUGCGGCACCAGCGUUUCCUCCACAGUGAGUCAAAAAACGAAAAGAAAUACUUCUGCACUGAGUGUGAGACAUCCUUUAAAGAGAAAGGAGCUCUGAUACAGCACCAGAGGCGGAAACACCUCAAGGAACUGAUACGCCACCUGUGCCCGGACUGCGGGAAGACGCUCUCAGCAUCAAACAUCGCAAGACAUAGGUUGAUCCACACAGGAGAGAGACCUUUAAAAUGCACAGCUCUUGAUUGUAACAAGUCUUUCUUGUCAGCUACUGAGAGGAAGAAGCACAUUCUCAUGCACCACUCCACUGAACGACCGUUCAAAUGUGAUACAUGCGGAAAGGGCUUUGUCACAAUUGGGUUACUUAAUGAGCAUUCUAAGAAUCAUUCAGGCAAGAAGCUGUUUGUAUGCGACAUCUGCAUCAAGGCUUUCCCAAAACGCUACAGCAUGAUUAGGCACAAGAAGCUUGUGCAUACGUCUACAAGUUAAAGGUGCCAUAUUUUACCACAUUUUUCGAUGUAAUAUUGGUUCUAUGGUGCCUCAGUAGACAUGUGAAAUAUGAAUUUAAAUCAUCCACGUAUUUCUGAGUUUCAGACGUUUUUCUCCCGAGAGGCCUGAAAUCAGGUCAUACGAAUUUCUCGAGUUUAUCUACAUCACUAGCCAAUCUCUCCACUCCCGAGCCAGCACUGUCAACAUAACAAACACGUAUGCUCUCAACAAGUGGGUCUUCUACACGGAGGCAACCAAUCAGAAGAAAGGGGGCAGUCUUAUCCAAAUAUGGACAAAACGGAUCCAAAAUAGAAGUAGCUGUCCGACGGGCCUUUUUUUGGACACUCAUAUGACAAAAUCGAGGUGUUUUUUAUUUUUAAUGAAAUUGACACUUUUAAAUUAAGUCCAUGUUAGAGAGGUACUCUAUGGAGGUCUAAAUAGCGAAAAUAUUGUGACCUUUAAGACUAACAAAGACAAACUAAUACAGGGACUCCUUGGUUUAUUAACGGACUCUAUGCAUGCAAGCACGUCCAUAUUUGGGGUUAAGGAGGCAUGCUACCUUACAAUCACCAGGCAAACACAUACUGAAAACAAUGAGAGCUGACUAUUUAAACCACAGGUGUCAAACUGGUGGCCCGGGGGCCAGAUCUGGCCCGCCACAUCAUUUUAUGUGGCCUUCGAGCGCGUGCAUCGACUUUGUGUUUCUUGCUAAAAUACCAAAUUGGCUUCACACAGAUUUUUUAUUACCAACCCCACUUUUAAAAUAAAAAACUGUUUUUACUGGCUUUUGAUUUCAAAAAUAAUUAUCCAUUAAUUUGUGUGUAUGUAAUAAUAUGAGGCAAUCAUACAUUCAUAUGGGGUUGCAGCCAUAACGGCCCUCCGAGUGGAACCAUAACUGCGAUGUGGCUCGUCACAAAAAUUAGUUUGACACCCAUGAUUAUUCAAAGCAUACUCGCUGUCAGCUGGGAUUUCGUAAAGUUACAGUGAAUGAUGUACUAAAGACAGUAUAGUAUUUAAUUUCUAAACAUUUAAAUGUAUUAAAAAACACUGAAAACCAUUGUAGAAAAUACUGUAUGUAUUAGUGUGUUUCUGUAAGACUGAUAUUAUGGACCAAACUGAAUCAUAAAUCAAUUUGUGCAUUUUCUGCACUGAAAAUAUGAAUAAAGGGAUGGAAAUUUUGAAACUUGGCCUUGCGCACCAGUGGAGAUUUCAGCAUGACAACAACCCACAGCACAUCACAAAAGUAGUGACGAAAUGGUUAGCGGAGAAAAACUAACAUUUUGCUGUGGCCCAGCCAGAGUCCUGACGUGAAUCCAAUUGAGAAUGUACGGAGGGAGCUGAAGAUCAGGCUGAUGGCUUGCAGACCCUCCAACCCGAAAGAGUUGGAGUUCAUUGCUAACCAUGAAUGGGCAAAAAUAGCAGUGUAGACGUGCAAAAAGUAUCACAAUUAUAUAUCACUUAUUUGUUGAGGAAAUGUUUUCGUCAGUCAGUGACCUUUUCAAAUGAAAUUAUCCAUUUCACAACAUGCCAAGGAGGUUACAGAGGACAGAAAAAAAAAUGACAUGAAACAGAUUACAUAAGACAAUGUAUGUUGUAAAGUUUAUAAAAUGAUUUUACAGCUUUUUGGUUCAUACAAUUCGAUAUGGAUGGGAAAUAGUUUUCCUAUAUAUAUAUAUAUAUAUAUAUAUAUAAAGCUCAAAGGAGUUUGUUUUCUUAUGUGUAAAUGUAAAUCUAUGAAUGUAUAAUUUUGAUAAUAAAGUUAAAUAAAAUUGUGAGCGGGCGGUCAUCAUAUUCAAUAAUACCACAUUUUUCCAAAGCAAGGAGUAGUGGGGUUAAAUAUGAUCAACUGCUUUGUGUAUGGACAAGAUCACAAUAAAUGGA